AUGUGGAGAAACGCGGCCAGGCAAAUUGGAAUUAUCAAAAACCAUCCUUUUCAUCCAUGCUUUCAGAUUAAAGCUGAUCAGCAAGCCAAGGGAGUCGUUUUCUUCAUGCACGGCCUUGGCGACUCUGGAAUGGGCUGGGCAGAUGCCUUCGCCAAUUAUUGCGCCGAUCCAAAUGUCAGAUACAUUUUCCCUUCAGCUCAAGAAAUGCCGGUUACGCUGAAUAUGGGAAUGCGAAUGCCAAGUUGGUUCGACAUCAAAGAACUUUCUGCUUCCGCGAGUGAUCGUUACGAUUUAGAUCAGUUGAAUAGAACGUCAGAAGAAUUGGUGAAGAUUGUCGACGAUGUUUUGGAAGAAGAAGGUCUUGGGCGAGAAAAUUUAGUUAUCGGUGGUUUCUCACAAGGUGGUGCUCUUGCUCUGAAUAUUGCGCUAAAUCAUUAUGAUAAUGUGGCUGGAAUUCUAGCGAUGUCGACGUUCCUCCCUAUCGAAGAGAGUCACGAAAUGCUCCAGAAGUUCCUGAACAAAGAAAAAUCCCUCCCCGGUCCAAUCUCCCAGCAUCACGGAACUGCCGAUGGCGUCCUUCCUUUUUACUUCGCCCAGCAGUCGGCCGAGUUCUUCAAGAAAGUCGCUGAGAAAGAAGAAGACUUUCAGUUUUUCUCCUACGAAGGAAUGGAACACUCAAGCUGCUUAGAAGAGCUGCAGAAUGUUAAUGAUUUUGUCAAAAAAGUUCUCAAACUGUGA
Molecule: messenger RNA, 738 nt
Organism: Oikopleura dioica
Lineage: Eukaryota; Metazoa; Chordata; Appendicularia; Copelata; Oikopleuridae
Source: the annotation of a GenBank genome assembly